AUGAACCAUCUAAUGCAGGAAAGCUAUAUAGGCGAUUCCUUACAGCAUGUUUUACUCGGAGAGUUUAUAACCGGAGAAGAACUACUGAUUGGUGGAUCGAGAGAUCGACUGUUUCUCUACCGUAUACAGGAGGGCCACUUAGUUAAGAUAAAGGAGAAGCGCUUAUUUGGCUGUAUUUUAGGCAUUGAGUUAGUCCGUGAAGGUGGCUGCGAUAAGAGCAGUGAUGGUAUUUUAGUUCAUUUUGAGUAUGCUCGGACUUCUAAUGUCUAUUUUAGUGAGUCUGAGAAUGAUUUUGUCUGUACUGUUCUACGUUGCUAUGAAAAGCAGGAGUAUGGAUUUGUUUCUACUACUGAAAAGAUUCCUUCUUUUCUACGGACUGAUAUGCACCAUGAUAUCUCUUUUUUACUGAUUUCAAAAACCCAUUUUGUUAUCUUCAAUACUUCUGAGCCUAAAAGAGCUCGAGUUGAUCGAGUGAAUACAAUUAGACCUAAACAUUGUGUAAUGAAAGAUGCUCGGUUUUUAAAUGGUUUUACUUCACCUACUAUUUGUUUCUUAUUUGAAGAUACGAUGGCUGAUAAGUGUAAAGCAGCUGUUUAUGUGGUUGAUGAGGAAGAGAAAGAAUUGUCUUUGUUUUUUGAGAUAGAAUCAAUUCCGCACGGUUGUUUUGAAAUUGUGCCAACGGAAGAGAAGGCUUUUAUGGUCUUGGGAGCGAAUGGAGCUAUCUUUUAUACGCAAUGGGAGAUGGUUGGGGUACGGUUUAAUGAUUUUUGGUCGAUUGCUCAGAUGGGAAUUGAUGAACGGCCUUUAGCUGGUCCUCAUUUUGUUCUGGAUCAGGCUUUGUGUUUGACUAAGGGUCGGAAUCUCUUUGUCUUUGCUGAGACUGGGUUCUUAAGGUUUACUAUUCUGGGCACGGAAGGUCGUGUGCGCAGUUUACAUGCUGAACGGAUGGACUUGCCAGGUAUUGAGCCGGAUAGACAGUUUAGUGGGUAUACGGGUCAGAAUCAGUGUGUAGUAAGUACUGCCCGUGGCUUGUACCUCUUUGACCUUGUACGUACGGAAACUUUCCCUGAUGAUUCUAAUACGCAGGAAGUUCUUACGGUAGCUGAUGAGUUUAAGAAGACAUUCUUGGAUAUUCUUGAUGAGUUUCCAACUAGCUCAUCCGAUCAGCCGAGUUCACAAGAGAACAACAGUCCACGCGGUUCUUCAACUAAAGACUCGACUCUCUUAUCUAUCUCAGCCAAAGACGAAGAAAGAAUCUACCAGGAAAUCUUUGGUACAACUAUAGAAGAAACACCACCGCAGCUGUAUCAAAGUACCCAAGGUAUUUUCACUCAUACUUUGCGCUUAUCUCUAUCUAAGCCUACUAUUGGUGAGGUUCAUUCGAUUACUCCGAUGCUUUAUACUGAUAAGAAGAAAGAGUACUUGAUUUCUGGUGGAACGGCCCAACAUCCUUUACUUAUUGAAGGCCGGGAAGGCAUUGAGCUUUUAUUUACUGAAACUUCACGGAUUAAGGGUUAUGCUGAUAUGUUUUUGGUUAGUGCGAUCAAUAAGACUUAUUUAGUUACUAAAGAGAAAGAAUCGACUAUUGUUUGUUGGCAUGAGUCGAUUGAUAUAGUUGAAAGUGGAGUGCAUGCGGAGGAGUAUACUUUAGAACUCUUUGCUACUGCUACGGGGUAUGCUCAAGUCACGGAACGGGCGAUUGUUUAUUUAAAGCCUUCCCUAGCGAAAGAGAAGGAAGUAUCUAUUCCGGAAGCCCAUACGGCCUUUAUUAGUGACGGUCUUAUCUUUAUUAUUACCAAAACAGGCGAUAUGCUAUCUUAUCGUGGUUUGCGCAAAUCAAUUAUUCCGCUUAAAAACAUUCAGGCGGCUACUGUGCAUAAUGGCCGACUUUUUGCUAUUGAUUAUUCCGGGUGUUUCUUUAUCUUCUCUUUGGCGGCUAAACAGGUUCUUUUUGUUUCGCCGGUCUUAUCUUUAUUCCCGGCUGUGAUUGAAGAUGCCACUAACUUGCCACAAAUGGCUGGUUUAGCUAAACAAGCAGCUACUCAUGCUGCUACAGUCGUUGAAAUUGCUGCUUUACAAAUUAGUGAUUCACCCGCCUCUUCUUUCUAUCUUAUCCUGCGUACUAACCAUAAUGAAGUGGUGGUGUACAAGGAGUCUAAUAAGGGCACGUUCUUCUUGGAACGAAUAUCUAAUAUUCAGUUGUACUAUGAAAGGACUCUCUUUGCCGAGGAGACUAAGCGGAAGAAGAUGCGUAUCUGUCGUGAUUUACUCUUUAUUCCCGGCCAGGCUUAUACACGCGUACUGGCCUUUACUAAAGAAGGACUGUUCAUGCACCGUUGCCAUACGCCGAUUGAAAGUAUUUCGGAGUAUCCUCAUGAUGAUAAACGGAUGUUUACUAUUCUAGCUAAAGGUAAUUUGGCCCGGGGAUUCUUGCCGCCAUUUAAGUAUGAUAAGUCUUUGCUUUAUCAGAUUACACCUAUUGAGAGUAUUUGUGAAACAAUUGUGCACUGUCCGACUCGUAAGAUAGUUAUUGCCUCUUCUUAUCAAGAGAUUGAUUAUACACCAGAAAUGGUUCCUUUUACUGUUCUAGCUACGACUGAGGUUGAUUCAACGCCUUUGCCGACUCCGACGAUUUCUCCCAUUGAGAUCAAGCCUAAAACAAGAGCUUACUCUUUGAAGAUCUUCUCUUUAGAGGAGAUGAAGACUUGUAAGGCGGGUGAUGUGCUUAGGUCGGUUGAUACGUUUAAUUUAGAGGAGAACGAGUAUGUUGCUUCCCAUAAGAUUUUGACUCUUCCUGAUAAGCAGAGUACUACGGGCUUCUCUGAUUUUAGUGUGGUUUGUACUACUUUUGUGACUGAUGAAGAUCUUAUCUCGACUGGUCGUUUACUUGUGCUGGAAAUAGCUUCAGUUGUCCCGGAACGUAACCGGAAAGAAACCAAGCAUAAGUUGAAGUUGCUCGCGGCUGAAAAGACUAAAGGAGCAGCUACAGCUUGUGCUGAGAUUUGUGGUAGUAUUGCGGUCUGUGUUGGUACAAAGUUAAUGGUUUAUGCUUUUGAGCGGAAUGAAGGCCUUAAAGCAGUCGCUUUUCAUGAUAUGCAAGUCUUUCUUACUUCUUGUGCCGUACUUAGGAACAUAUUAGUCUGUGGUGAUGCUUAUAAAGGUGUUUUCCUCUUCUUCUAUCAGCGCGAGCCACCUUUGUUGCAUAUGCUAUCGCAAAGCACGGGAACAGUCUAUUUACUGCGGGGUGUGAGUAUGUCCUUGCUGCAUGAGUCUUGUGCUUUGCUUUCUUAUGACUCUAUCCGGCACGUUUAUAUGUACAGCUACUCACCCCAGAACAUUCUUUCUCAAAAGGGCACCCGUUUAAUCAGUCGGGCCGAAUGUCAUUUACCAGAUGAAGCAGUCGGGUCUUUUAUGGUUGAUUGUCUUGGCCACAACUACCAAACUAUUAUCUACACUAAGCACGGGUAUAUUUACAAACACAGAAUGCUUGACCAGAAUAGGUACUCAUCACUAUUGGACUUACAACACUCUAUUCUAACCCAAAUCAGGUCUUCACUUGGUACUAACCCGGCUGCUCACUGGAUAUCUGAUAAGCCCGGAGAAAUGAGAGAUAUUACCUUAAAAGAAGUCUUACAAUCAAGUAUUGCCGAAGAGUACUUCUAUAUGAGCCGAGUUCGCCAGGCCCGAGCCAGUUCUACCGCCGGUCGAGACUCAUCCGGAGCCGUCAAACUCGAAUUACUCGUCUACCGUCAAGGCUAA
Molecule: messenger RNA, 3759 nt
Organism: Nematocida homosporus
Lineage: Eukaryota; Fungi; Microsporidia
Product: cleavage and polyadenylation specificity factor subunit 1
Exons: 1
Coding region: 1-3759 (1252 amino acids)
Cellular component (GO): nucleus
Molecular function (GO): protein binding; nucleic acid binding
Source: RefSeq, a predicted model, not a curated record